Hyalella azteca is the source of this 3315-nucleotide messenger RNA. RefSeq lists its product as uncharacterized. NCBI's taxonomy places the organism in Eukaryota, Metazoa, Arthropoda, Malacostraca, Amphipoda, Hyalellidae. The coding region runs from base 178 to 3315 and encodes 1045 amino acids. The transcript is spliced from 9 exons. The record is from RefSeq and is a predicted model, not a curated record.
CGAUUGGCGAAGGACGGGCAACGACGGCAGCGCUGCCGGGACUUUGAGUUUAAGUCAAGUACGAGUCGGAGUACCUAACAAGUUUGACUUUGACUGACAUCCCUGGACCCUGGAGGCUUGGAGCUGGACUAGGAUAUGUGAUUUUUCUCCUUCAGGAUUCAGUUCAGCCAAUCAGCUAUGGCAUUCAACGCAUUAGCAAGAUUGCCCAAUUCUUCUGUGGGACCAGAUGUUUGCAGCAAAAGUAGCAAUGAUACUGACAAGAAUGAUAUGCUAUCGCAUCACCCAUCAUGUCAAGAUCCUACGUCAAUGACUCUCAACGUUGAUGAUUUAUAUUCUUCUCAAACCCCAGAAAAAUCUCAUCACUCAUGUUUAUUGCCAAAGAUCAAAGAGGCCAAAGAACUUCAGGGAAUAAUGCUCAGUGACAGUGACUUGUAUUGCAGUGGUGUGGACCCUGGACCUAUUGAUGUUGGAAAUUCAGUGAACAGUGUUUCUAUGUCUAGUUCUAUGAUGGUUAUGAUGAACACUGCUUCAAGUUCUGGAAAUGAUUACAGCAUGUUGCCUAAUUUUGAUUCAAGUUUGUCUCAUGUGAAUAACAUGAACAUAUUGAGUCUUCCAAAUAUAUUCCACACGUCAGAAACUGACAGUGAAGUUGCCCUAACUCUGGCAAGUUUAGGGGACCCUAAAAAUGAAAAGCUUGAGCAGUCAGCUGCAGUGGUAGAAAAUUUUGCUGGUGAUAACAUAGAAAAAACACUGUCAAAUGGAUUAACUGAUAAUAUCUCAUCUCUCAAUUCAAAUGCUACUGAAUCAUGCAUUUCAAACACUGUCAACAAUCAAACUUUUCAGAAGAAAGAUUAUUUUUCUUCAGCUUCAGAAAAUGUUAUUCAUAAGUCAAUUCUAAGCUCAGAUCAGAUGUCAUCUGACAAAGUUUCUUCAGUGGAACCAACACUUGUACUGAGGAGCAGAAGAGCCAGAGGAUCUGCUUGUAGCAAUCAACAACGACAACACAAUUUCCCAGACCCUGAACGAAUUAGUCGGAAACGUCGUAAAAAGGAUGCCAGUAGCAAACACACUUUAGAGAAAAUUCCGCUUCAAGUAACUGAUGUAAUAUCAAAAAAUACAGGAGCAACACCGCAUGUACUUCAUACCAGCUCUAGUCAAAUGGGAGAUACUUUGAUAGAAGAUACUCAUUUAUAUUGUCAACUACAAAACCAAUUGCCAACAAGUAAAGACUCUAGCAGCACAUUGAAUUCCACUGAGAAGCUCUAUUUUCUUGGGAAAGAAUUUUCUUUUUCAGAAUCCCAGCUUUCUCCACUGGAGGCAGCCAAUGAUCAGAAGCAGCUUCAUAACUUGAAUAAAGAACCACGUUCUGAUGACUUGAGUUCCUUGCAAUCAUCAAAGAGCACAGCUGAACCAUCGUCAGUUUGUGUUGAUUCAAAUGUUGAAGAUUCCCAUCUGGAUACUUUUUCAAAUGUAAUGCUUGCAGCCAAUUCCAUUUUAGAUGGGCACUUUAGCAGCCAAAAAACAGUAGAAAGUGUCAAUAUUUACAAUCAGGAUGGCAGAGUUUUUCAACGAUAUCAUCCCAAUUCUUCUGGCAUCCACUCGAGUGCAAACAGUACUCAAGUUUUGCCCUCUUCUGUAUUUUCUCUUCCUAGUAGCACAACCUUGAUACAUCCAACAGUAGCACCUUGUUAUGCUGUCAAUUGCAGUGUUGAACAAAAUUCUGAUUUUACCACAUCAAAUGAUGUUCGCAUAUCUGCUGUUCAAUGUCCCAUGGGCACUACAGAUAUAAAUGUUUUUGCUUCAAAUAAAAAUGAGUUUGCAUCAUCUUUGAACGCUUAUCCUCACACUUCUGUGUCCCAAACUCCACAGUCAUUUCCAUUGAUUUCCAGCACAUUCACCUCAACUUCAAACUCAUUUACAUCUUUAAAUUCAUUAGUUCCAUCCUCUAACAACCUAGGUCAGAACAAACUAGGAGGUGAUCAUUUCUUCAGUUUGCAGUCAUCAGAUUUUCAAGGUCCUAAUUGUUUACAGUCAUCCGGAUCAGCACAGUCUGUACCAACAGUCACCCAAUCUUUUUCUAACAGCUCCACUUCCUACUUGCCUGUUGCUCACACACAGAACACAUUUUCACAUACUCUUUAUGAAUCCAACACAAGUGCUACUGCUGAAACUCUUCCACAAGUAGAACAAGGUGCCUCCAAAAGUGUUAGUUGCAGCUAUAGUAAUGCCAUUAAUGGUGAAGCAACACUCCAAAAUUCUUCAAACACAGGCAAAAAUGAGCAAGCGCAAGUUAUUAGUAACUCAAGAGAAAAAGUAAUUGGUGAAAGUGGUGGGUUGGCUACAGUACUCCUGCUUCCUGUCACGUCUGCCGGGAUUAGUGAAAAGGAAAACUUACUGGGACAGCUGCUGAAGGCAUCAGAACACUGUGAGCCAGCCUCCCUCAUCCCAGCAGGUGUCGUCAAUGAUGUUAUUCCUGCAGUAGGAUACAGAAUCUUGGAAGUCUCCAACUUGAGCGAGAUGAUGAGAAGCAUGCACUGCUGUUCAGGCAGCAGCGUCCCAGGCACCAUCGUCAUACAGGAGCGAGCCUCUCUUCGAGAAGGAGCUGUGUCUCAGCUCUCUGUAAUAUGUACAGCAUGCCAGGAGGGAACUGUGUGUGCAACCAGCAAUCGUGUUGCAAGUGACGGCAGCGCCGCAGCAGCGCCAGGGUCGGCAUGGGACAUCAACUUACGCGUGCAGCAACUCGCUCAAGAAUUUGGCCUUACUGAGCAUCAGGUUCAAAGAAUGUUAGAAAUUCUCGGUAUAUUUUAUCGUCCCUGUGACCCUCCAACGAUCGCCGACCCUCGUUCCUCUAGCAAUGCUGACAGCAGCCUAAGAUGUGAGGGUGUGCCUGCUGGAAAUGCUGAUAUUAGUGCUGCUCACACCGAACAAAACACUGAUGGUGUCACUCUCACCUCCAGACGAACUGCCAGCCAUAAAACAGCCGAGUUGAAGUUUGAGUCUCUACAAAAUCUGAGUGUGAGCAACAACAACACAAACAACAACGGCGGCGCCUGCACUAAAACUAGCAAAAAGAAAACAAAGAAGAACAAGAAAUCUUCUCCUGCAGAACCCAAGCCUAAGACCAUAUCCUGCACCGAGUGCCCGGCCAAGUUUGCUGCUCUAAACCACCUGAAGAAGCACGCGCUGUCGCACAACCUUGCCCAGCACACGUGUCCGUACUGCCACUCCUACUUCAAGAAGCCGUACAACCUCAGGGAACACAUCAAGAAACAUCAAAGUUACAUCUUGCAGGCAAAGAAUGCUAUGUUAGAUUAA